Raphanus sativus (radish) is the source of this 769-nucleotide messenger RNA. Its product is annotated as 21 kDa protein-like. The record is from RefSeq and is a predicted model, not a curated record. Gene Ontology annotation, biological process: negative regulation of catalytic activity. Bases 68 to 676 code for a protein of 202 amino acids. Gene Ontology annotation, molecular function: enzyme inhibitor activity. Lineage: Eukaryota; Viridiplantae; Streptophyta; Magnoliopsida; Brassicales; Brassicaceae. The transcript has a single exon.
UACAUAGAAGACUGCAACACAUAUAUCAUAACAUUAUCAUAAAGCUCAUAACAUAUAUUUUAAAGAGAUGGCUGAAUCUUUUAGAGCUACUCAUCACUUCCUCACGUCUCUUCUCAUAACGGUAGCCAUAACCAUAACCACACUCAAGUCGGUCCAUACAACAGCAACAAACACAGAGUUCGUAAAAUCAUCAUGCACAGUCACAACAUAUCCAAGACUCUGUGUCACUUCACUCUCAACUCAUGCCAGUCUCAUCCAAACCAGCCCCAAGCUUAUGGCUCACGCGGCUCUCAACAUCACAUUAGCCUCGGCAAAAGCUACAUCAGUAAUGAUGGUGCGUCUCUCGAGUAGUAGACGGCUCAAGCCAAGAGAAGUCUCGGCCAUGAGAGACUGCGUCGAGGAGUUAGGUGACACGUUGGAUGAGCUUAGGAAAUCAAUUGGUGAGAUGGGUCAGCUAAGUGGCUCGAGCUAUGAGGUAUACAUGAGUGAUAUUCAGACAUGGGUUAGUGCGGCUCUGACCGAUGAGAACACGUGCACCGACGGAUUUGAAGGAGAUGACAUGAAUGGGAAGGUUAAGGUUUUUGUUAGAGAAAGGAUUUUGGUUAUUGCUCAUUUAACGAGUAAUGCUUUAGCUUUGAUUAAUCACUUUGCUUCUCUUCAUGGUAAGAGAGACUGAGAUAUUUCUAGUUUCGUUUUUAUUGAAAAUUUCUGUUUGAUAUUGUGUGUAUAAUAUAUAUAUAUAUAUGUGUGUGUUCGUGUUUAAGAUUCA